Molecule: messenger RNA, 678 nt
Organism: Biomphalaria glabrata
Lineage: Eukaryota; Metazoa; Mollusca; Gastropoda; Planorbidae
Exons: 2
Coding region: 24-521 (165 amino acids)
Source: RefSeq, a predicted model, not a curated record
AAAAACAACAACUUAUAAACACGAUGGCAAAAAACUGCUACACCGAUGAUAUUGAAGAUAAAAAGGAUGAUUUAGCCGAAUCAUUUUCUAAGCUGGAUAUAGCAAAAAAUGUCAACAAGAAAGAUGAGACUCUCAAGCUUGUAGGAAAAACUGAUUUUUGGAGCAACAAAGCUUCACGUUUCUUUGAUGCUGAAAAGGUUGUGUAUGAAAUUCGCUGUUUAUGUGGAUGGAUCUACUACGGUGAGACGAGCAACAGCUUGAGGGAGGUUCUUGGUGACAUGUUAUCCAAAACAAAGAGCAACUCUUCAAAGAAAAGACUUCUUGUAGAACAUUUUGGCACUGGUAAAUGUAAUUUUAAUGAUGCUUCUAUUACGAUCAAGGAUUAUGAAGAAUGUACUGACACGAGAAGGCAGAAAAAAAGAAAAUACAAAAUCGAUUGCCGUAAACCGCUUAACAUACAAACUCCUAGAAAAAGAGACAUCAUGCCACAUAAUUUGAAACAAGAGAAACUAGAGAAAUAACUCUACUUUUGUGUAGUACAAAGUAUUAAAAAAAGAUUUUAAAUUCCUUUUGAUUUACCUUCUUAUUGAAAUCAAAGGGUAUUGCACAAAAACGGAACCUUUAUAGGAUUCUGAGUGGAAAGGCUAAUAAACUAAAAAAAUAACUAUAGAAUUAAUG